AUGCCUUGGAACACAGAGCUAACGCGCAAGCUGGGCAUCAGAGUGCCCGUCGUGCAGGGUGGCAUGAUGUGGGUGGGCUAUGCAGAGAUGGCCUCAGCAGUCUCCAAUGCUGGCGGACUGGGCAUCAUCACGGGUUUAAUCUUCCCCUCGCCAGAUGAGCUGCGCAAAGAGAUUCGCAGGUGCAGGUCCAUGACCAAGGCACCGUUUGCAGUGAACCUCACACUGCUCCCGGCCAUGGUACCUCCCGACUAUGGAGCGUACGCCCAGGCUAUCAUUGAUGAGGGCGUCCGUAUCGUCGAGACCGCUGGUAACAGCCCAGGCCCGGUUAUUGCCAAGCUCAAAAAAGCCGGAUGCACUGUUCUUCACAAGUGCACCACCAUCCGCCAUGCACAAAGCGCUGUGAAGUUGGGUGUUGACUUCUUGAGCAUUGACGGCUUCGAAUGCGCAGGACACGUCGGCGAGACUGACAUCACAAACUUCAUCCUCCUUAGCCGGGCCCGCCAAACACUGAAGACUCCGUUCCUUGCAUCAGGCGGCUUCGCUGACGGCAAUGGCCUGGCAGCAGCACUCUGCCUAGGAGCCUGCGGUAUCAACAUGGGCACGCGCUUCAUGUGCACAAUAGAGGCACCGAUACACCAGAACAUCAAAGAGGCAAUCGUCAAUGCCCAGGAGACUGACACGGCACUUGUUCUACGCCGAUGGAAAAAUACGACUCGCCUCUUCAAGAACAAGGUCACGGAGGAAGCCUUGAAAGUUGAGAAGGAAAGUAAGGAUGGCAAGUUUGAGGAAAUCGCGCCUUUCGUAAGCGGAAAGCGCGGCCGGCAGGUCUUUUUGAAUGGAGAUCCGAAUUUUGGCGUUUGGACUGCGGGUCAGGUCAUUGGACUUAUUCACGACAUCCCCACUUGCGCUGAACUCGUCUCGAGGAUCGAGAAGGAAGCACAGGCAGCAUUAAAUGACAGGCUCAACUUGUUCACGCCGUCGAGCAAACUAUAG
Molecule: messenger RNA, 993 nt
Organism: Phaeoacremonium minimum UCRPA7
Lineage: Eukaryota; Fungi; Ascomycota; Sordariomycetes; Togniniales; Togniniaceae
Product: putative 2-nitropropane dioxygenase family protein
Exons: 5
Coding region: 1-993 (330 amino acids)
Molecular function (GO): nitronate monooxygenase activity
Source: RefSeq, a predicted model, not a curated record